Messenger RNA from Oryctolagus cuniculus (rabbit), 6918 nucleotides. It is a transcript of the gene DACH2, whose product is annotated as dachshund family transcription factor 2. Gene Ontology annotation, molecular function: DNA-binding transcription factor activity, RNA polymerase II-specific; RNA polymerase II cis-regulatory region sequence-specific DNA binding. Gene Ontology annotation, cellular component: transcription regulator complex; nucleus. The record is from RefSeq and is a predicted model, not a curated record. Gene Ontology annotation, biological process: regulation of transcription by RNA polymerase II. NCBI's taxonomy places the organism in Eukaryota, Metazoa, Chordata, Mammalia, Lagomorpha, Leporidae.
UCACAGUUUGCUGGGUGGUGGGUGAGCUUGAGCGUGAGCCGGGCUGCGGGAGACUUGAGAACAGUUGGGAGCGAGCGAGCGCGCGCCAGAGAGAGAGCGAGAGUGAGGGGAGUGAGUGAGAGAGGACCUAAAGGAGUCAGGGCGAGAAAGCGAGGGUCGGAGGACCCGCAGUUGAGACGGAGUGACCAUGGCUGUCUCUGCACCUCCGGUAAUCUCUGCAACUUCCAGCGCCGCCGGCGUCCCGGGGGGGUUGUUUCGGGCCGAACCCCUGUACUCGACUUCGGGAGAGCCCCCUCGUCUUACCCCUAGUAUGAUCAACAGUUUCAUGGCCAAUAACCACAGCGGCAGCGCAGUGGGUGGCGUGGUCGGUAGUGGCAGUGGCGGCAGCGGCAACACCAACACCAACGAAUGCCGGAUGGUCGACAUGCACGGGGUGAAGGUGGCUUCGUUCCUGAUGGACGGCCAGGAACUCAUCUGCCUGCCGCAAGUCUUUGAUCUUUUCCUCAAGCACCUGGUGGGAGGGCUGCACACGGUGUACACCAAGCUGAAGAGACUGGACAUAUCCCCCGUGGUGUGUACUGUGGAGCAGGUCCGGAUCCUGCGCGGGCUGGGGGCUAUCCAGCCAGGGGUGAAUCGCUGCAAGCUCAUCACCAGGAAAGACUUCGAAACUUUGUUCACCGAUUGCACCAAUGCCAGAAGGAAGAGGCAAAUGACAAGAAAACAAGCUGUUAACAGCUCAAGGCCUGGCAGGCCCCCUAAGCGUUCUUUGGGAGUGUUGCAGGACAAUGCCCGCCUUCUGCCCCAUGCAGUCCCCGGCCUCUUAUCACCAGGACUUAUCACUCCAACAGGUAUAACAGCUGCAGCAAUGGCUGAGGCAAUGAAGCUGCAGAAGAUGAAGCUUAUGGCUAUGAACACUCUUCAGGGAAAUGGAAGCCAAAAUGGGACUGAAUCUGAGCCUGAUGAUCUGAAUUCUAACACAGGUGGAAGUGAAUCUUCCUGGGAUAAAGAAAAGAUGCAGUCUCCUCUUGCUGCUCCUGGAACCCAGCAUGGAAUUGCACAUGCAACUCUGGCUGGUCAGCCAGGCCUUGGGGGUGCUCCUACCCUCAAUCCACUGCAGCAGAACCACCUGCUAACCAAUAGACUGGAUCUGCCAUUUAUGAUGAUGCCUCAUCCCCUACUUCCAGUCAGCUUACCUCCUGCAUCAGUUGCCAUGGCAAUGAAUCAGAUGAACCAUCUCAAUACUAUUGCCAACAUGGCUGCUGCAGCCCAGAUUCACAGUCCACUUUCCAGAGCUGGUGCCUCUGUUAUAAAGGAACGGAUCCCAGAGAGUCCUUCUCCUGAUCCCUCUCUGGAAGAGAGUCAUCGCCCUGGGAGCCAGACAUCCUCCCACGCCAGUAGCAGUGUAUCCAGUUCUCCCUCUCAGAUGGAUCAUCAUUCAGAGAGAAUGGUUAUGAUGCCCAGCAAUAGAGAGGAACUUAUCGUUGAUCAGGAUAAUGGACCAACUAUCAAAAAAUUUCAAAGGGAUAAUAAAGAAGAGGUACCAGUUCAAAUCCCAAUGAUGAAGUCACCUUUGGACAAGAUCCAACUCACUCCUGGGCAGGCAUUGCCCCCUGGAUUCCCUGGACCAUUCAUUUUUGCUGAUAGUCUGUCCUCCGUGGAGACUCUGUUGACCAACAUUCAGGUCAACAAUAUUUCUAUAAACAAAAUAAAUGGUCUACUGAAAGUGGCUUUGGAUAAUGCUCGUAUCCAGGAGAAGCAGAUUCAACAAGAAAAGAAGGAACUGCGAAUAGAACUCUAUAGAGAGAGAGAAAUUAGAGAAAACCUUGAAAGACAACUUGCAGUUGAGCUUCAAAGCAGAACUACCAUGCAAAAGCGUCUGAAGAAGGAGAAAAAAGCCAAGAGAAAACUGCAGGAAGCCUUGGAAUUUGAAUCUAAGCGCAGGGAGCAAGUAGAGCAGGCACUUAAACAAGCCACUACUAGUGACAACGGCCUGAGGAUGUUGAAAGAUACUGGAAUUCCAGAUAUUGAAAUUGAAAACAAUGGUACCCCUCAUGAUAGUGCUGCUAUGCAAGCCUGAACACUGAUGCCGGAACUCCAACUGAUCAUAGGCACGAAUAGGGUGCUGUAGCAGUUACCUGCUUAUCUAGUGUUGUAAUUCUUUAGAAUUCAUACUUAAAUUCUUAAACUAUGGAACCUUCAAUUACUAUUUGUUCAUUACUGAUAAAUAGAACCUUGCACGUACAGGGAAAAUGUGCUAGAGAAUGGACUUCACAAAUUUUUAGGGGUUAAUCAUAAUGAUGGCUGAACAUGAUACUUUACACUUCUUUAACCCCUUUCUUUCAUAGUGUUUCACAAACAUUAUCACAUUAAUCCACACAGCAUCCUAGUGGGGUAAGUAGGAGGAAGACAUGUUAAGAUUUCUAAAUGCCCAUAGAGAGAAAUUAAAAUGCCGGCACAACCACUUUAAGCUGUGGUUGCUAUGAAGUAGCUUUAUAUUUGUCUGACCUGGAGUUUAACAGCAAUUAUAUCAGGAGGUAAUUCAUUUGUGUGAAUGAUCAAUAUUUGUUAUCACUGCUUUUGAGCUCACCUCUCUAAAGGAAACACUUUGCCUGUAAUGUUCUCUAUGGAAAUAUAGGCAGCUCUAGUUUCUAGAUUAUACCACAUCUAGUUUUCUCCUUGAACUAUUGAUGGUGGAGCAAGUAGGUUAACCCCUUUCUACUAGCACAUUUCCAUACCUGUAAGAAGACAAUGCCAAAAGCAGAUAUCUAAGGUACUUAAAAUUUUAUUCUCUUCUCCCUUUCCCUGACUUGUUUCCUGUUUAUUAACCUAUCAGCAAGCAAAAGAGUGAAAAAUCUAGAGAUAUAAGGAGGGAGAAAGACAUCUGGGAAUUUUUCACUGUUCACCCUCUGGACUAGACCUGGCUAACUGCCUAACAUGGUCAAGCAAUUAGGACCAAGUGGGUCAUUUCACUUGCACUGCCUAGGAAAUGGCUUCGAAUGUGUUCAAAUGUUUACCUAAUAAAGACCUAGCCAUAGGCUGAUGGCAGAACCUGUCGUCAUCAUUUUCAUGCCACCUAAGAAUUCAAUAGAGCAGUAUGCUAGUGUGCUAAGUGGUACUCUAAUGAUCAGAAAGAUUUAAUGCUCCUGCUAAAAUGUCCACCUCUUACAAACCAAAACCUAAUCCAUGUAUUAUAUUUGCAUCUCCCCUGGAAUUAAAUUCCAAUGUGACAAAACACUUCACUUGUCUUAUGCAAAAGGUCAAGGGAGUUUUUAUCCACCAUCAGAUAAUCAGUACCCUAUGGUAGAACAUUCAAUUCCUGAUGGAAUGGCCACUGAGUUUACACACUUUUUAAAUAUUACAUUAGUUCAUAUCAGUGUGACAUUUCAGUCAUUUACGCUCUGAAGGAAUUUCUUCUAAGGCACAGUUGGCUUCCAGUGCUUUCCAUGGACUCUAGAAGGUCUGCUUAUGUAGAAUAGGUGUGCUGGUUUAGCUCAAUUUGAUGAAAUGACGCCAAAUAAGAAAUGGUUGAGGAGAAGGACUGAGGCAAGUCAAAUCAAAAAUUUUACUAAUAUCAAAUAUUGAACUGAAUAGCAAUGAAGUUUGACUAAAAAUAUAACAUCUAAAAUGUCUCCUCAUUAUAUAGUCAAACAGCAUAUAUUAAAUGAUGGAGAAACUGAACAACAUUUUCAGAUGAACUCACUUAAAAAGAAAUUAGUGUGUUUACAAAUAGAUAUGAUUGACUUACUUUGAUUGAACUUUAUGGGGUCUUCAUGAGUUUUCUUCUGAUCUUUUCUCAUAUAUCUGCCUUCUUUAUAACACAUGAUUCCUAGCUAUUAUGAUUCAUAAGGUUCAGAUAGACCACAGAAGGCAAGCCUCACACUUAAUGGAGUUUGAAGCAGCCAGUUGUAGCCCUUGUAAGAUAAGUCUGUUGAUGAACAGAGGGUCUCCUGUGUGGAAGGGGUCACGUCAGCCUUCUGUUCCAUAGUACAUGCCCAUGUCAGUCAGUGUUGUGUAAAGGGAAUGACCACAUGGGUCUGUAUUUUUACUUAAGAAAUGAUGAUAGAUAUCUAUAGAUAUCUAUCUAUAUAGAUAUACCAAAUUCCCACUUUACUCAUCUGAUAAAUGUUAAAGCAAUAAAUUCUAUCAGUUCUCCCCAAAUGUCAGACUGUGUCCCUCCUUGUAAGUUCCCAAGAUCCCUGACAUUCCUCCAGAGCAGCUUUGUUCCUUGCUCUUCCUGAUCUUUAAUCAUGUUUACAUCCAGAAUGCAUAUGAAAUCAUCUCUGUUUGGAGCUCAAGUACAAACACUCUUAAAAACAUGAAACAUUCAAUUACUAAUUAGCUGUUUCCUGUUCCUAAUGAAGUUAGCACACCAAGUAUGGAUUAAAAUUCAGCUACUGCUCCCCUCUGUUUAUGGUUCCAGAUGUUUUUGUUUUAUCUAGGAGUUUACUUUGACAGCUACAACUAAAUGAUAAAUCACUCAUAUUAUAGCUGAAAUGCAUUUUGAAAUUGAAAUGUGGCAAACUUUGAGAUCACUUCCCUGACCAGUGUCAGUUAGCAGGUCAAUACUGGUUCCUUCCUUAUGAUUGUUCAGCAUUGGCGUAGGUAAAGCACUAUUGGAGUAUGUGUCAACAUUAUACAGCAUACUAUACAGGCGUUUAAUUUGCUACUAUCCUCGAAAUUCGGAGAAAAAAUUUUACUACUCUGAAAUCUCAAAUUAUUGUAUUCUAGCUACAAAACUUGACUCAAUUAAUACUGUCUUCUUCUUGCUAGUCUAGUUUUUCUUUGGCUGUCCGAGCUGCUGUGGAAACUGUCCCUCAUAGGCCUUGUAAGCAGGCACAAUUAUUGAAGGGUGUAGGCCGAUGUUUGUCUCUUAAUAAAGACAAGAAUUAUACAUAAUAAAAGAGGGAAUUUUUUCGGAAUCUACAUUUUUCUAAAGGAUAAACAUCCUUUGCCAUUCAUUACUGUGUUUCUGUACAAUUUUAAGGGGGUAUUCUUUGUUUUGUUAUUGCUUUCAAGUUUGUAAAGUUCACAGUUUGUAUUGCAUGAUUUAAGCUUUAGCUAUAUUGUAUAAAUUUCAAUCCUGGUAAAAUGGUUAUUUGUCAUUUGAUGUUAAGGGCUUUCCUUUGACAUUUAGACUGUGUAUACAAAUGAUAAGGUAGACUGCAGAACUGAGCUACUACCUGGUCAAUUUCAUCAGAGUAGAUAUUCCAAGACUCCACAAAGGAGUCUGAGAAAUUCUCUAGGGUGACAGAUUAUCAGACACUUGCUAAGAACUCAAGUUCUGUUUUCUUUUGGUCCCUAGAAAACCUCAGGUGAAUUCCAUGGGCUCCUUGGCAAACUGUCUGGUUGACAUCUAUUGAAAUCUGGCCAUCCAGCUAGUCUAACACUGACCUAAACUCUUUCACUCUUCUAUCAACCUUAUUACCUCUUAAUUUUUGGUUAUGAGAUAUUAUUCAGAAAGUUCCACUGACUCUCCAUGAUUCCUUCUAUCCAGAAAGAACAAGCAUUUAAAAAUAUUCACAAAGUUAAAAAGGUAUAUACUUUCCUUCUGACAAUGCUAAGCUUUGGCUAAACUGAGCUAAUAUUUUAGUUUAGCAUAUCAGUCCUCCAAAGAUAAUGUACUCUCUCCUUUAUAUAUAAAGAUAAUUGAAUCACAACCAUGAUCUUUAAGUGUACCUCAAGCACAGGUGAUGGAUUUGGAAUGAGUCAUCCAUACUUUAUUUCCUACUUUUACUUUUAUAAGCAAAGGCCGAUUUUGCGAUGCAGCUAGAUACAAAGCCAGGUCAUCAACUCUUGGUAUGACAAAGAGCAAUUUUAGACAAAGAGAGAUAAAAUUGUUUUUUUUAAAAAAGCUUUCCAACUAUAACUUUUACCCAUACCAAUCUAAUAAAAUUGGCUUGGAUUCUUUUAAUUACCAACAUUCAAAUGGAUACUGGUUUAAUCAAUUACCAUGGUUGAAAUGAUAGUCUGAGCUAGUCUCCCUUCAUGCAGUAUACACAGUCUCAAAGUUAACCUGGGGAUAGGAAGUUCUAAAUGUAUAAAGCUUUCAUUAUCUUAGAUCACAAUCAGAUACCCUUUUCCCCCUAAUUUGGUGAACCAUAGGGAAUUCAAAUGUGCCAUUAUGUACAAAAGGAAACUGUAAUAUAGAUCCCUAUAGACAUUGCAACAUAGUUCAGGAAAAGAGUAUCCAUCUUCAAUAUCUUCAGUGCUGGAGAAAGAACAGAAGCUGUGGCAUGAAACUUGAAGGAUCUUUGAAAACUGACACAUUGAUGUAUCGAAAUGUUGAGAAAUGUUAAAUUUUAUCAAUACAAAAUCAAGCCUGUUACAUCAGAUCAUUUUAGGUUCCUGAAGAUAGAAGAUUUAGUAUUUUAAGCACAUAUCACCAUUGUUCCUCAGAAGAACUAACUUGUUCUCUUUUUUUUAAAGGAGGUAACUAUUACUGUUUAGCAAUGGCACAACAGUUUUAUUCGGCCUGAAAGGUCCUCGCUGGCUUUACAUAAAUGAAGAUGCUUGUGAAUCCAGUUUAUCUCUGAAACUAUUCAACAUGAAGUUAUUUCAAUUGUCUUGAUCAGCAAAGCUUUGUUUACUGAAGCAGCUAUUUAAUCUAUGUUAUGUUUUUAAAAGGAACAUGUGUAUACUUUAAAAGCAAUGAUGUAAACUUUGUCCUCACAUUAGAUUGACCAAUUUAAAAAUAUGAGCUAAAUCUUAAUGGCAAAAGUAACUUGACCAUAUUUGAUGCUUUUCUAUGCUCAUUUAAGCUUGGCUUUUUGUCUUUUAGGGGAAAAAAUCAGUAGUGUGUUAGAGACUAGAAACUUAUAUGUAUGGUUUUUCCUGUUUUACCAUAUAUUAAGUUAAAGUAUACCUUUGUUUAAAAUGUACUUGCUAAACUUCAGUAUAAAUAAAAGCAUUUUGACUUUG